This is a messenger RNA of Leptopilina boulardi, 1515 nucleotides long. It is a transcript of the gene otp, whose product is annotated as homeobox protein orthopedia-like. Gene Ontology annotation, molecular function: DNA binding; DNA-binding transcription factor activity, RNA polymerase II-specific. The coding region runs from base 303 to 1373 and encodes 356 amino acids. Lineage: Eukaryota; Metazoa; Arthropoda; Insecta; Hymenoptera; Figitidae. The transcript is spliced from 6 exons. The record is from RefSeq and is a predicted model, not a curated record. Gene Ontology annotation, biological process: neuron differentiation; regulation of DNA-templated transcription.
GCGAGGCGCGGGCCGGUAUAACUGUGACGCCGUUUAUUAUUAAUAUUUCAAAAAAAAAAAAGGAUUUGGUUAUUUUUUUUUUAAUUUUCCGCGGCCCAGUUAUAUACAAAAAAAAAAAAAAGAGAGGGAGGUUUUUUUUUUUUUUUAUUUUUUACAUAAAUACACACACAUACACAAACAAUUUUUUCAUUUUUUUGUGUUAAAAUAAAAUAGCAAAAAUUUUGCGAAAAUUUGAAAAAGAUUUUAAAUUUCGAAGCUGCGAUAAACAGGAAGUUACACAGGAGCUUAGCUCCUGGGGAGGAAUGCUCAACAAUAUCUCCGCCGGCGGAUCCAUUCAUGGUAUUUCCGGUUCAAAAGACCUUCAUGCACAGGACCUAAAAAGACAUGAGAAAUUAGACGGUGUCCUGGGCGUGAAUUUAGGUGGUCUAUCUGCCGGCGGAGGAUUGACGCUUCAUCAGGAAUUAAUUAUGACAAUGCCUGGUUCAGGUACUGGGUCGUCAAUGUGUGACGAUAAACCUACAAAACAAAAACGACAUCGGACACGAUUUACACCGGCUCAACUUAACGAAUUGGAAAGGUGUUUUAGUAAAACGCAUUACCCUGACAUUUUUCUUAGAGAAGAAAUUGCGAUGAGGAUCGGCCUAACGGAAAGUAGAGUACAAGUAUGGUUUCAAAAUCGAAGGGCCAAAUGGAAGAAACGCAAGAAGACUGGCGGAAUGUUACGUUCACCAGGUGGACUUGUACCGUCGCAUAGUUUUCCGCCAUUUGCGGCAAUGAGUUCAGAAUUGUGCGGUGCAGCGGGAAUGUUUCAUGCGCCAACUGAAAGAUGGGGAAUGGCACCAGUUCAUUUUUCUGCUUUUUCAAACUCAGGUUUGGGUCAAUUGAGCCAAAGUGGAAUGACCAUGGGUGGUUUUGGCCAAAGUCUUGGUCAACUAAGUCAACAAAGUUCCGGUACACUUGGCUCAAGUUUAAGUCUCAGUAAUUCCGGUUUGCCAAUCAGUAGUCCGUCGCAAAGUGUCUAUCAAACAAGUUACGGUCUCAAUUCACUCGGUGGAGUUCACAUGUCAGCGUCGCGGGGUUCACCGCCGGGUGGUUCAUCAGUGGGUAGUGGUCAGGGUUUGGGUUCGGGUUUAAAUUGUGGUCAAGGCUCCCCGGGUGCGACUUCCGGUAGUGGUGGAGGUGGUGCCGGAAGUGCUGUAUCAUGCGUAGUCACUGAAGGAAAUGGAUCCGAAGCUUCGGUUUGGAGAGAAGCUCACAGUAUUGCGUCACUAAGACGUCGUGCUUCCGACGCUUCUCAACAAUAUAGUCCACAACCACCGCCACCAGGUCCACCUCAAUAUGGUCACGAUUUGGAAUACAGUUCGGUCUACUGAGGUAAAAAAAAAAAUAAAAAAAAAUUCUUUUCCAAAUUAAUUUCAUAAUUUGGAAAUGUAAUAAUUUUUAAAUCCAAAAUUGCGCCGUGGAGAAAAAAAAACCAUCACUUUUUCAAUUGACAAAAAAAAAAAAAUUUAUUUU